Messenger RNA from Daucus carota subsp. sativus, 980 nucleotides. RefSeq names its product steroid 5-alpha-reductase DET2-like. NCBI's taxonomy places the organism in Eukaryota, Viridiplantae, Streptophyta, Magnoliopsida, Apiales, Apiaceae. The transcript is spliced from 2 exons. Gene Ontology annotation, biological process: lipid metabolic process. The coding region runs from base 96 to 899 and encodes 267 amino acids. The record is from RefSeq and is a predicted model, not a curated record. Gene Ontology annotation, molecular function: oxidoreductase activity, acting on the CH-CH group of donors.
GCGUAUAUAUCCUAUCUUUCGCUGGUUUCCACGGAGAGAAAGAGCUCAAGGGAGUAACAGUACAGCGGCCGGGCGAGCGAGAUUGCGAGAGAGAGAUGGUCAUGGAGAUGUUGAAUAGUAUAAUAUACCCACCCCAACCAUCUUUAAUACUUACAAUAAUAUCAGCUAUCGAAGUUUUGGUACUCUGCAACGCCGGUUUUAUGGAAACUAAAGGAACCCAUAUGCAGUAUUCUAAGUUCUGGUCUUCUUCCACUACUGCUAAUGGCUCUGAUGAUCGCAGAAUUUCUAGUCGUGUUGGCAUGCUUAUUUUCUAUACUCCGGCGCUUUUCGCCGGAGUUUUGGGUCUGAUUCUUUUUCCCGGCGAGAGUUUGAGGUUUUAUUUGGUGGCUGCUUCACUUGUUGUCCAUUUUCUCAAGAGGGAUAUUGAGGUUCUGUUCGUUCACAAGUUCAGCGGCAGCAGCUCUCUUGAUCAUUCAAUUAUCAUUGCUACAUCAUAUUUCGUCAUUACAGCAGGCACAAUCUAUGGCCAAUACCUGAGCCGAGGGCUGCCUGAGCCGUCGACUGACUUGACAUUUGCUGGUGUUGCCAUAUUCCUGAUAGGAAUUACUGGUAAUUUCUACCAUCAUUACAUUCUUUCUAAUCUACGAAAGGAGGGUGAGAAACAGUACAAGAUUCCUCGAGGGGGUCUAUUUGGUCUAGUGAUAUGUCCACAUUAUGCAUUUGAGCUUCUGGGUUUCGUGGGCAUAUGUUUGAUCUCUCAAACCAUAUAUCCAUUUCUCUUCUUGUUGGGCAUGAGUGGUUACCUUGUGGGAAGGAGCUAUGCCACGAAGAAAUGGUACAUUUCCAAAUUUGAAGACUUCCCGAAGGAUGUCAAGGCUCUGAUUCCUUUUGUUUUCUAGAUAAUAUGUUACUUGUAAUCACCUGCUAUGGAUGUGUAGAAAAACUCUUGCGUUCACUUCAAUUCUAUCCUGUUUCUUUCA